AUGCAAACUUAACAUUUAGAAGAAAUAGGAGUGAAAGAUCCAAUCAAGAUAGGAGAAGGCUCAUUUGGAUAAGUAUAUAAAGGGAAUUAUAAUGGAUAGGAAGUGGCAGUUAAAGUAAAGAUUAUAUAGAGAUAGUACCAGAUAAUUCAAAAUUCAUUUCUUUCUGAGAUAUCAAUCCUAGGAAAAAUAGAUCAUCCUAACAUAAUAAGAUUACUAAAGGUAAAAUAGUACUGAAAUUAGGAAUUCAAAUUUGGGAACAUGUCUUAUUUAGUUAUGGAGUAUUGUUCAGGAGGAACACUCAAAGAUUACAUUUAAAAGAAGUUAACAGAAGACGAAAUAAUAGGAAUUAUGAGAUCUUUAUUAUCAGCUGUAGAGUAUUUGCAUGCUUAAGGAAUUAUUCAUAGAGACAUCAAACCUGGUAUCUAAUUAUGGAUAUUAAUAAAUAGAUAAUAUUUUAAUCAAAAAUAAAAAUGACUUAUCUUCUAUUAAAUUAGCUGAUUUUGGAUUGAGUUUCUAAUAUGAUGCUGAAAUACAGUAUUAUUAAACAGUAUCUCAUUAAUGUGGAACCUUCAUUU
Messenger RNA from Paramecium primaurelia, 575 nucleotides. The record is from the annotation of a GenBank genome assembly. Lineage: Eukaryota; Ciliophora; Oligohymenophorea; Peniculida; Parameciidae.